AUGUUAAAAGAAAAAUUAAUAAUAUUAUUAAUAUUGAAUUUUUUACAGAAUUUUAUUGUUGUACAAUGUUACACACCACCAUUGAAUUAUCAUGCUGUCGUAAUUGCAUCAGAAUUCUUCAAACCUCGUAAAAUAUGCGAAGGAAACAAACAAGACAAACAAUUUGGAAAAGUCAACACGACAAAUAGGUUAGAAGAAUUAAGAAAAGUUAUGAUUUCAGAAAAUAUAUCAGCUUACAUUAUAUUAUCCGCCGACGAACAUCAGUCAGAAACCGUUAGCGAACACGACAAAAGGCUUAAAUUCAUUUCCGGUUUUUCCGGAAGUAACGGAAUAGCUGUCGUCACGUUAAAAUCUGCUGCUUUAUGGACUGACAGCCGUUACUACAUACAAGCGGAUGACGAAACCGAUUGUAAUUGGAUCGUUAUGAGAAUGGGUUUGUCUAGUACCCCGAGCAUAGAAAAAUGGCUGCUAUCAUCAGAAUUAAAAAGCGGGGAUUUUGUUUCAUCCGAUCCAAAAAUUUUAUCUUAUGAAAAAUGGAAUAAUUGGAAAAAAACUUUUGAAAAAAAUGAUAUAUCCAUGAAAGUCGUUAGAAAAAAUUUAAUUGAUGAAAUAUGGACGAAUGAAAAUGGCAGACCCGAUUACGAUAUUAAACCCAUACAAGUUUUAGAUGUUAAAUUUGCAGGAAUGAAAUGGGAAGAUAAAUUAAAUCUUAUACGUGAUUAUAUGAGAAAAAAUAAUUUGGAUGCAUUUGUUUUUUCGGCUCUCGAUGAAAUCGCUUGGGCUUUGAAUUUAAGAGGAUCCGACAUAUCAUAUUUUCCAGUUUUUUAUUCUUAUUUAAUUGUUCAAAUGGAAGGAGCCAUUUUAUACGUAUCGGAAAAAAAAAUUACUUGGAAAGUAAUUGAUCAUUUAAAUUCUAAUUUUACUCAAUCUGGACAAUACGUUAUUUAUUUAAUGUUUGAUUCUGUAGGUUUACAUAAAUAUUCAAACACUCAUUUUAAAUAUAAGGAAAGAAAAAUAAUUAUGAUUUUUAUAUCACAGGUACCAGAAGAUAAAAUAUCAAUGAUAGUUUCUCCAGCAUUACUUUUAAAAGAUUAUAAAAAUCCAGUUGAAAUAGCUGGAAUGAAAUCAAGUCACGUCAGAGAUGGUUUAGUAGUUUGUCAAUUUUUAUCUCGUUUAGAAAAAGAAGUAACGGGGGGUAGUACAAAUUGGACAGAAUUAAAAGCAGUCGAAUAUUUGGAUAAUCUUAGAACGAAACAGAAAUAUAAUGCCGGCAUUAGUUUUGGUACGAUAUCUGCUUUUGGAAAAAAUGCUGCAAGUGCACAUUAUCAACCCACUCCUGAAACUGAUACCCUCAUUGAUACGACUCAAGUAUACAUGCUGGAUUCGGGUGGACAAUAUUACGAUGGUACAACCGAUUGCACCAGAACCGUUCAUUUUGGCGAACCUAGAGAUAUAGAAAAAGAAGUUUAUACCAGAUUGUUGAUGGGUUGUAUCGAUUUAGCAACUUUAACGUUUAAAGAGGGUUAUACUUUAAAAGAACUUGAAAUAAUGAUAAGGGCACCUUUGUACGAAGCAGGAUUAGAUUACGGUCACGGAAGUACACAUGGUAUAGGCUCUUAUUUAGCAGUUCACGAAGGUAUCAUAACUUUUAACACUACAUAUCACAUAAACUUCUUUGGAUCUCAAGAACCUGGUUACUACAAGGAAGAUGAUUUCGGUAUGAGAUUGGAAAAUAUAGUCACAGUUGUUAAAUCACCUGUAUCAAACAACAGCAAAACGACUUAUCUGACAUUCGAAACGGUCACAUUGAUACCAUAUGAAAAAAAAUUGAUUAAAGUCGAAAUGCUCGAUAAAAAACAUAUUAAUUGGUUAAAUGAUUAUCAUAGAAAAGUAAGAAAGUUAGUCGGAAAUGAAAUGUUGAAUCAAGGUUUGGAUAGAGAAUAUGAAUGGCUUUUGAUGAAAACAGAACCUAUAACUCACGUCUAUUGA
Pediculus humanus corporis (human body louse) is the source of this 1989-nucleotide messenger RNA. RefSeq names its product Xaa-Pro aminopeptidase 2 precursor, putative. The transcript is spliced from 10 exons. The record is from RefSeq and is a predicted model, not a curated record. The coding region runs from base 1 to 1989 and encodes 662 amino acids. NCBI's taxonomy places the organism in Eukaryota, Metazoa, Arthropoda, Insecta, Psocodea, Pediculidae.